Messenger RNA from Striga hermonthica, 489 nucleotides. The record is from the annotation of a GenBank genome assembly. Lineage: Eukaryota; Viridiplantae; Streptophyta; Magnoliopsida; Lamiales; Orobanchaceae.
AUGGCCGGAAUAUUCCCCUCCCUCCAGCGAACCUACCUCGUCCUAUACAACUGGACCCUCUUCCUCGGCGGGUCCCAGGUCCUCAACAUCGCGGCCACUGCCCUCAUCACCACAAGCCACCUCUCUCUCUAUGUCGCCGUCGAAAACCCCCUCCUCCUCGCCCAAUCCGCCACGCUCUCAGAGAUCCUCCACAGCCUGACCGGAAUCGUCAGAUCUCCGGUCGCCGCCACCCUUUCCGAAACUCAUUUCUUAGUCGGAUCCCUCGUCGUCAGCUGGUCGAUUGUGGAGAUUAUCCGCUACUCGGUCUUCUGGUUCAAGGAGGCAUUCGUGCACGCGCCACCCGGGCUGGUAUGGCUAAGGUACAACACGUUUCUGAUGUUGUACCCUCUGGUGAUUGGUAGCGAGGUGGGGUUGAUCUGGUGUGCGCUGCAGUACAUGAGGAGCACCGUUAAGUACAGCGUGAGAAUGCCAAACAGGUACAACUGCUGA